This is a messenger RNA of Heterobasidion irregulare TC 32-1, 3372 nucleotides long. RefSeq lists its product as uncharacterized. Gene Ontology annotation, cellular component: DSIF complex. The record is from RefSeq and is a predicted model, not a curated record. Gene Ontology annotation, molecular function: mRNA binding. Bases 1 to 3372 code for a protein of 1123 amino acids. Gene Ontology annotation, biological process: transcription elongation by RNA polymerase II; regulation of transcription by RNA polymerase II; regulation of DNA-templated transcription elongation. Lineage: Eukaryota; Fungi; Basidiomycota; Agaricomycetes; Russulales; Bondarzewiaceae. The transcript has 10 exons.
AUGUAUCAAAAUGAGAGCUCUGACCCCGUGGCUGGGCUUGAGGACGAGGGAACUACGGAGCAGGGACAAGAGCAGGGCCGACACGAGAGGAAGAAGGGCAAGCAGCAGACAAGAGACCAUGAUGAUGAGGAAGAAGAGGACGAGGAGGAUGACGAGGAGGAUGACGAGGACGAGGAGGAUGAGGACGAAGAUGAGGAUGAUGAGGGCUUGACCCGUGGUCGCAAGCGGCCAAAACGGCGUCAUAAACGUUCCGCCGUCAACCGCUUCCUCGAUGUUGAAGCUGAAGUUAAUGAGGAUGAAGAGGAGGAGGAGGAAGACGAUGAAUAUGGGCGUGACGAAUUCAUCGCGGAACCCGGUGGUGAAGGAGACGAGGACGACAUCGCUCGCAGAGCUGUUGACCAUGCGCGUCUUGAUAGACGCCAACAGGAUUUGGAUGACCAGGACCUGGCUCGCAUUGCAGAGGGGUAUAGUCAACGGUACAAGCGCUCUGCAAUCCGCUACACGGGCGACAUGAACGAGGUACCGCAACGUCUACUAAUGCCAUCUGUGAAUGAUGCCAACCUGUGGCAAGUGCGGUGUAAACCCGGCAGAGAGCGUGAUCUUGUCUUCAGCUUGAUGCGCAAGGCCAUCGACCUUGAAUAUACAAAUCAUCCGCUCCAAAUUCUGUCAUCUUUCCAGCGCGACUCUCUACCAGGCAUGAUUUACGUCGAGGCGCGCAGCUCGAAGCAAGUCACAGAAGCAUGCAACGGACUUGUUGGUAUCUACCCCAGCCGCGGUAUCAUUCUCGUUCCGAUCGAAGAGAUGGCCAGUUUGCUCCAGAUCAAAAAGCAGGACUUGACAGUAACGCCAGGAAGCUGGAUACGCAUCAAGCGCGGUAAGUAUGGAGGCGACUUGGCGCAGGUCAUGGACAUCACCGAGAACGGAGAAGAAGUCGGCCUCAAAUUCAUCCCGCGUAUAGACUUGAAUCCGAAGGACGAUGCUUCUAUUGACGGUAAGAAGCGCAAAAAAGUUGGAACUGCUGUGUCGGCAGGUAUGCGCCCUCCACAGCGUUUCUUCAAUUACGAAGAGGUUGUCAAGGUCUACGGACGCAAAAUGGUCUCAAAGCGGAAUCAGGUGUAUGUGUUUCAAAACGACACAUACAAGGAUGGGUUCAUCGAGAAAGACUUCCGAUUGAGUGCGCUCUCUCUUGAGAACGUCAAUCCGACACUCGACGAAAUUACUCGAUUCACCAAGGGCGCGGACGGCGCUGAGGGCGAAAACACCGUCGACCUAUCAAUUAUCGCUGAGGCGUCGCGAAAGGCAGCGAUCGCAGUCCUUCAGCCUGGUGAUCAUGUGGAGGUGUUUGAAGGCGAACAAUCAGGCGUUCAUGGUGUCGUGGACUCAAUCUCACAAGAUAUCGUCAUCGUUAGUCCAGUAGGUGUCGACUUGGAAGGUCAGAAGGUGCAGGUUCCGGCGCGGAGCGUUCGCAAGAGGUUCAAGCCUGGAGACCAUGUCAAGGUGAUGACCGGCAAAAAUGCUGACGAGACAGGCUUGGUUGUGUCAGUCGCAGAGAACAUCGUCACCUUCUUGUCGGACAUGUCGAUGCAGGAGGUUUCAGUCUUCUCUAAAGACUUACGGGAAGCUGCUGAAGUCGGUUCCGGAACCAAUAUCGUAGGAAACUACGAGCUGCAUGAUCUUGUACAGCUUGAUCUUCAGACUGUUGGAGUUAUCUUCAAGACAGAGCUUGAUUCGUUCCGUGUUUUAGAUCAGAAUGGCCAAGUUCGCCUCGUCCAGCCUCAUCAGAUCUCUAUGCGUCGUGAUUCGAAUCGAGCAAUUGCCACUGAUUCCGAGGGUCACGAACUUCGUAUUCAUGACAAUGUGAAGGAGAUCGACGGAGAAGGCCGGAAAGGUCGGGUUCUACACACUCAUCAAUCCUUCUUUGCGUUCCUCCACAAUCGUGAUAUCGCUGAGAAUGGUGGUGUUUUCGUUACUCGUGCACGAUCCUUGGCGUCGCUCGCACCGAAGGGUUCGGUCUUGAAGCCGGGAACAGAUCUUUCGAAAAUGAAUCCUGCGAUUAACGGUGCUAUGACUGGUGGCAUGGUGGGCUCCGGAAACAUUGGCAGAGGUCCGAGAGAUAGGCUCAUCGGUGUCGCGAUCACCGUCGUCAAAGGCCCCUACAAGGGUUAUAUUGGCUCUAUCAAAGAUACUAACGGACCUGUUGCGCGUGUAGAGCUUAACACAGGCAACAAGGUCAUCACUAUCGAUAAAGACAAGGUGAAGCGGAGAAAUCCAAAUGGUAGUCUAGAACCUCUCGAAAGUGGUUACUCCAGCAUGGGACCUCCACGAAAUGACUACUUCGCAUCUCGAGGAGCAAACCCCAAUAGUACACCGGCACCGGCGUGGGGCGCCUCAGGGCGGACACCGAAUCCUUAUGCAGAUAACCAAAGUCGCACGCCCGGAUGGACUACAUCACGAACACCAAAUCCCUACGCAGAUCAUAGUAGUCGUACACCCGCAUGGAAUUCGUCUUCAAAAACGCCAAAUCCUUACGCGCAGGACGGUGGUCGCACACCUGCGUGGAACACCUCAACACGGACACCAAACCCGCAGAGCAUUGGUAACUGGGGUGGUGCGACACCGAAACCUUCAGGAUGGAGCGACCAAUGGGGGGGUUCGACACCAAAAGCUCCCGGUAACACUGCUUGGGGAGGGGCUACGCCUGGACGAACAAACUGGGGAGGAGCCACUCCACAGGUGUCGGCUUGGGCCACAGAAGAAUGGGUACCCUCAACGCCAUCCACACAGGCACCUACACCUGGUUACAUAAGUGCUCAGACUCCCGGAAUGGUAGCAACACCCGCCGUGACAUCAUAUGGAUCAACUUGGAGUGCAAAGACGCCUGUCGGCAUCUUCCAAGGUGACAUGGCCGCUGAAACUCCUGGAGGGUCAGGAUCAUACGACUACCCAUACCGCACUUCUGAGCUCGACAAGAACUGGCUGACGGAUCCGUCGAUAAUUGUCCAUGCUAAACGGGGGAUGGUAGUACAACUCAAGGGCACCCGUGGAGAUGGCGGAAUGCCAAAUUGGUCCGAUGGUGCACACGAAGGCCAGACGGGCACUGUUGAGAGUGUAGCUGACUCUCAAUCCGAGCAUCUGUCGACGGUGGCCGUAAUCCAGAUGGACAAAUCUCCUCCACAAACGCUCACUGUGCCUGUCCAAUAUCUUGUACCCGUUCCGCCUAACGGCAAAGGCGAUGAGAUCGUCGCUUUAGACGGCAAGUUUAAGGGUCAUAGGCUGAAGGUCAUGGAAAGAGGCGUUGGGUGGGUUGUGUCGGUUGACGGUGGUAAUUACGACGACAUCCCGGACGGUCGAUGCGUUCUCAUCAGGCAGUAG